UUCCAACCACAAUUGAUCCUAUUUUAUGCGGCCAAAGUUCCAGGGGAAAUUACCUCCAAUCAUAUACUACGGUGAUAAUGGCGUUUGAUGCGGUAGAAUAUCCUAUAAUCGUAAAAGCAACAUCUUCUUUACAUACUCGACGCUAGGGGCUAAUGAAUGCCGCCCUCAAAGAUUAAGCCAAGUCUUCGAGAUUGACAAAAGUACCAAAAUUCAUCCCAGCUGACGAAUCUACCCUCCACCGGCAGAACGACGAGGUAGGUAUCCUUCCCAAGCCAGCCAAAUUAACGGUCCGAACUCGGUUAUAUUGCGGAAAUUCUGGGAAUCAACCUAGCGGACAGAUAACUUGAUGAUAACCGGAAUAUUUGCUCCGGAUAUGAGAUCAUCCGACGUUAAGUUUACUUGCUCAAGCGGAGUCAUAGGCCCGCCCCGGUAUUAAUCGAAGUUUCCCAUUUCUGUCGCAUAUAUCGGACUUUUUUGCGUUUGCCCUAAGUAGUUAGGAUGAAUCGAGCUCAUCGUAGGGUCUAAUGAUACCGUUAAGCAUUAUCUCCCCAAGUCGGCCAGGCCGACUGAGUACGGUGCCAGAGCUGACUUUGGCUCCAAGUAAAAUACGGGGAUUUGGAGAAUAAUAGCGCCUGUGCCCGUAACUUAAUCAUCCGAUGGAGGAUUAGUCUUGCGUUCUUUGACGCAUGUGUUACGUUGGGAGAAUGCUAAUAUACGUCUUUUACCUCAUGUUUGUGUCCCCAUGAUGGGAGAAGCUUAAGUCCAGCAACAUCUCUGCCCGACAAAGAUGAGGCUGUUUGAUUUACCGCCAGAUGUUUUGCUUUGCAUUACUGACCAGCUGGACCAUGCGCGAGACGUCAGUUCCCUAGCGCGUGCAACGCGUUGCACGUCUGGUUUCUUUCAGGAUGCAUUGCUCAGAUUUGCCGCUCGUGAGAUGGACUCUCCCGCUUUAUAUUAUGCUGCCAAAGAAAACAAGCGCAGUACAGCAGAGGCUCUCCUUCGAUAUGGUGCCUGUAUAAAUGCACCGUGGAAAACACAGACACCUCUUAUGAUCGCUGCUGCAUAUGGCUCUGAUUCUGUGCUGGACCUCUUGUUGGCUUACGAUGAUCUCAACAUAAAUGCGAAGAAUCUGAAUGGAGAGACCGCACUGUGGUGUGCAGCGUAUGCAGGCCGCAGGACAGCCAUUAUCAAGCUCUUACGGUGCAGAGACAUCGACAUUGACGUGGCCGAUACGUGGUAUGAGUGGACGCCUUUCGCUGCUUCCAUAGCGAAUGGACAUUUUGAUAUCGCGCGUGACCUUCUUGCCACAGGACGGGUCGAUUUGAAUGCUCGGGAUAAGAAUCAUCACACUCCGUUGUAUCACGCUAUCAAAUCCGGGGACAAGGAAGUGGUAUCCCUGCUUCUCUUUAACCGUGAGGUUGAUAUUGGCGUUCGGGACCACCUUCAUCGAACUCCCUUUUGGUACGCUGUGAGAUGCGGCAAUUCACUCGUCGCACACUUGCUCCUCACACGUGGCGCCAACCCAAAUACGCCAGACAUGGACCGGAUCGCCCCGUUGAAUGUGGCAAUUCUCAAGGAAAAUAUGCCAAUGCUAAGGCUCCUCCUGGGAAGAGAAGAAGUGGACGUCUCUCCCAAACUGGACCCCGGAGUACUGGGCGUGUUUUGUGAAGCUCAGCCGCCUGUUUGCCUUGCCGCAUACGUGGGGAACAGGCAGGCACUAAAGCUCUUACUGUACCGAGGGGCGGAUGUGAAUACCUACGAUAGUCUUGGAUCUCCUCUGUUGCACCUGGCUGUGCGGCGAGUUGACUCGGCGAUGGUCAAGCUUUUGUUGAGACAUAGAUUCCUCGACGUGAACAAAGUAACACAGGGCAAAUUCAGUUUUACGGCCUUGCAUGAGGCCGCCAGCGAUGGAUGCCUCUCGAUGGUCAAUUUGCUACUCACCAGGGAUGAUAUUGAUGUCAAUGCCAGGGAUAGUCAUGGACGAACGCCGCUUUGGUGGGCGACCAGGAACAACCGUCCCUUUGUUGCAAAAAGGCUCUUAGCAGAAAGGGGACUGGACAUCAAUGCGGCCAGUGCGGGCGGGUCAACCUCACUUCAUCAAGCCGUCAAUCGGGGAAAUCGGCUAAUGGUGCUCUCCCUUCUUGCAGAGGACAAACUGAACCCAAAUAUCCCUACUAAAGAUGGGCUGACUCCCCUGGCUUGUGCAGUACGUAACGGUGAUAGGAACAUGGUGACUCUUCUCCUCACAAGGGAGGAUAUACAGGUUAAAUUUGGUGGGCCGGAAUCCCACUCUCCCAUCGCUCUGGCAGUGGCGGGUGGACACUACGGCGUGAUGUUUCGAUUGCUCUGCUUCACCUGGAAAUGCGCAACUCGUAGGGAUUAGGUAUUACAGACUACAAUUUAAUUUAUCUCUACUAUACUUGGAUCUCUUUUCCUUGAUUUCUUAAAAACCACAUUGAUCU
Aspergillus calidoustus is the source of this 2462-nucleotide messenger RNA. NCBI's taxonomy places the organism in Eukaryota, Fungi, Ascomycota, Eurotiomycetes, Eurotiales, Aspergillaceae. The record is from the annotation of a GenBank genome assembly.